Molecule: messenger RNA, 1326 nt
Organism: Paramecium sonneborni
Lineage: Eukaryota; Ciliophora; Oligohymenophorea; Peniculida; Parameciidae
Source: the annotation of a GenBank genome assembly
AUGAAUAUAAUUUAACAAUUAGAGAUAGAUCAAGAGGAUGGGUUUGAAACAAAAUUUAUGUCCUUUGAAGAUUCUGACUUAGCUUAUAACUAUUUAAAGAUUCCUCCUGAUUUGGAAAAAGCAUAAUUACACAGAGUAUGUUUUAUAACAACUAUUUUUAGCAAGCAUAUACAGUUCAUAAAACACCUCUUUCAAAUUCUUAAUAGUGUUUUUGUUGCCAUUUUUACAAAGAUCACAUCAAGUAUACUUUUUUUGAAGGCAGAAAAUAUUAUCAUCAUCAUAGUUCAAUAGGUGAAUAUUUUGAAUUGAUAAAGUAUUGUAUUUAUUAGUUAUUGAUUAUUGGGUAAUGAAAAUAAAUAUGACUAGUAUCUUGCUUGUUCCUUAUUGUUUGAUAACUUAUAGUAAUGGAAAUUAAUGUGAGAAAAUUUAAGAUUGUGAUACAAAUACAAAUAAAAUUUAUUCUGUAUGGAAUCUUAUUCCCGACUAUUAUUCUUUAGAUGAUUAAAAAUAUAGUUAUUUUGUUCAUAUUACAUUUCUAAUACUGCAAAUAGUUCAUUUUAUAUUUUUCAAUAAUAAAAAAGCUGCCAAAAGAAUUUAAACUGCAGCAAUGUUUGAGUAUUUAAAAUAAGUAUGUCUUUAUUUUCCUAAAACUAUCCAUUAAAAUAUAAUUAAAUAUAUGAAAAAUAGAUAACCAAAUCUUUUUGAAUAUAUAGUGUUUGAUUAGAAGAAAUAUGAAAAAUCUUUAUUUGAAGAAUUAAAGGUUCAAUAUUCAAGAAUAUAUGAUAAAGAGUAAAUUUUAAUUAUUUAUUUUUAGUAAUAAAUGGAAAAAAAAAAUCUUAAUGUAAUUACUAUAAAAUGAUACUUUGUUAGAAGAAUGUAUAAUAGGGAGGAUUGUAUUGAUGGAUAAAUUAGUUUAAAUAAAAGGGGAGGUAUAUACAAUUUGCAAUAGAUACAAUUAAGAAGUUUAGAACUAUGAAUAUUAAGACACUUAAAAAAAACAAAUAUAGGCUAUAUGGUUUAUAAUUUUCAACUUAAUAUUUUCUUAUUAUUUACCUAGAGUAUUGAUAACACUAACAAUGUUUUUUAGAUUAAAAUUAAUUACAAUCUACUUUGAUAGAGAAGAUCUUAAAAUUACUUAGGGUAUCAUAAAAGGUUUAUUUGGUAUUACUUAAAUAUUAAUAUUGAAAUUAAGUGAUUAUAUUUGUAAGAAUGGAUCCUUAAUGGUGCAUUAAAAUGUAAAAAUCAAUUUUUAUAAAUAGUUUUAAUUAUUUGUAUUUAUAGAUUUAGCUUUAUCCGGACAUUUUACAGAAUGGACUGAUUGCUUGA